This is a messenger RNA of Daphnia magna, 1784 nucleotides long. RefSeq lists its product as uncharacterized. The coding region runs from base 803 to 1417 and encodes 204 amino acids. The record is from RefSeq and is a predicted model, not a curated record. The transcript has 4 exons. NCBI's taxonomy places the organism in Eukaryota, Metazoa, Arthropoda, Branchiopoda, Diplostraca, Daphniidae.
CUGUGAUGUCACAGGGUUGGCCAGUUUAAAGCGUAGGUGUCACUGGUCGACGUCAUCGUAAGUAAAUAUAGUUAUGCCUGUGCACGAGUUAGAAGAAGCCUUGACUUAAGCAUCUAGGUCUUGUGUGUUAUGACACAGGAAUUCAUUUAAUGACGUUAAGGUUGUUUUGCAAAGGACGGACCUGCAUCUCCGCUGCAAUUCGUGGUUUAUGGCAGAAGCGGAUAUGCAUCCGUUCAGAUUUCCUUGCCCAGCAUAGAAAAGCGUAACCCCAACGUAAUAUACUUCAAGAUCGUAUCCGUUAAAAAUUUGUUGCUAAUGUGUGACUGAAAACAACGAUUCUGCUAGUUCUGGCGGCGAUGAUGUUGACUAUUUUCUCGGUUUGUAUUUGGAUUCUAUGGAAUGGAUAGCGUCAAUCCGCCUCGAUGGCGCGAAUCCAGACAAUCGAUACUCUGGGGUAAGGAAAUGAAAUAAAAGGUCACAACCUUGCAACCGCGGACUCCAUCGGCCCAAUUGCAUAACUCAGGUUUUCAUCUGACGAAACAAAAGAGAACUAUUCUAAUUGCGCGCUCAAGCUUGUCAGUAUCAUCUUACACUCCACUAUCGUAUGUUGUUUGUUUAAAGUCGUUCUCUUUUAGCUGCGUUACAUCACCAGUUCUGAGCUCUAUUGAAAAGGUAUGUUACUCUGUGGAAUUGUACAUUGCCGUUUCAUUGAGAAGGAAGCCCAUAAAGUACUUUUCGUACGUGCAGUUCAAAGUAGUAACAGUGGAACAUACGAAAUUAUAUAGACGAACUUCAACACAUAAUGUUAUUCGAGCAAGAAGAAAACGAUCUCCAAGUGAACGACGUGGUAAUGCAGGAACCUGCUCCUAGUCCCAUCGAUAGCGAUUACUUUAGCGAAACUGAUGAAGAUUCACCCGUGGAUGGCCAAGAAGAAAACAACCCAAGUGACCCAGUCGUUUGUUCGGUUUCGGAUGAUUGGAUAGAACUGGACUUGUCAAUGGACUCUUUGCGGUCGCUAGGUUUCCUAAGCGAUAUUGAUUUUCAAGCCGUUUUGGAAUCUUUCGCAGAGUUCACGAGUCAUCAGUUACGUUUGGGCGUGUCUAGUCCGAGGGAAAUGGAAGGUUUGCUAAGAAAUCAUUUUGCAUAUCUUUUAUGGCGUCGCACCGUAUUCACCAAGCUUCGUCAGCUACCACCAGUCACAGCGGAAGCGGAACAGCUAAACCACUUUCUCGGCAAUAAGUGGUACGAGGACACAGAGAUGAUGGCAGAUAAUAGAGAACGGUUCAAGAGUUUGGUAGAUGCAACUACCGUGCCCCAAUUGAUUAUCUCUACCAUUCAAUCUUACUUCCGUAAACGACAACCCGAGAGAACGGCAAGGGAUGUCGUUUACCAAAAUAAGAGACCCCGCAGAAAUUAAAGUUUAAUUCUCGUUAGAUUAUUUAUUCGUUUUCAAAGCAUACGGAACUUACUUUCGAUAAUCUUAAUUAACCAAAAGAGAGAUUCUAUCAUUUUUAUGUAUUUUCCUAUUUAUUUAUGUAUUUUUUUUUCAAUUCUACGAGUAUUUUCAAGUAUCUAUUACGGUCGCUCAUUUAUCUAUGCACAAUUAUCUUACUUGAUGUGUGUGAAAGAUUUCACAAUGUUAUUAUUAACAAUCACGCAAAAUUGUUCUAAUUUCACUAUUAAGCUUUUAACUGCAUUUCGUUAAGAUAACUGUUCUUAUUUUCUUUUCGCUUCUCCAUUUUAAUUAUUUUUCAAUAUUAUAAUACAAUACUUUAUUAUACAAA